UUUAAAAAGAAAGUGAAGUGAAAGAAAUGAAUUUACGAGAAUAGGUCGCAAGUCGCAUAGAUUUUUGGUUGAUUUCCUUUUCACUUUACUUUAGUAUUUUCUAUUAUAUCUAAUAAACUACCGUUCAUUUGUGUUUCCGCUUACGUUUUGAUUCAGCGAUCUUGGGACUAAAGCACGUAAAACGGGAUAAGUACGAGAGUGAACAGCAUCUUAUUGAUUUUCUUUCCUUGCAUAUGCUUUCAACCAACGCGAGCCGAAGUUACUAUUACGUUGAUAUUUCGACAGAUUUUGAGUUAACAUUUCAGUAAAGAUGAUGGCUAAUAGUCUCGAUGCCGUAAACGCAAAUCAGCCUACGCAAAAUGGAAGUAAGCUUCAACCAUGUAAUAAUGAGUCUAAGACUAAUUUGAUAGUCAACUAUUUGCCACAAACAAUGUCCCAAGAAGAAAUCAGAUCACUUUUUUCAAGUGUCGGCGAAGUGGAAAGUUGCAAGUUAAUAAGAGAUAAAGUUACUGUUUUUCCUGAUCACAUUCUUAAUGGCCAAAGUCUCGGGUAUGCAUUCGUCAAUUACCAUAAGCCUGAAGAUGCCGAAAAAGCUGUGAACACACUGAAUGGUCUACGAUUACAGAACAAAAUUAUAAAAGUGUCCUACGCUCGUCCCAGCUCAGAUGCUAUAAAAGGCGCUAAUCUUUACGUUUCUGGUCUCCCUAAGCACAUGACGCAGCAGGAUUUGGAGAAGUUAUUCAGUCCGUUCGGUACAAUAAUAAGUUCGCGCAUCUUACACGAAAACAUGAACGUCGGGCAUUUAUUGCAAGGGGGCAUGGAAGAACAAGGGAUUCAAGGACCUUCCAGAGGGGUUGCAUUUAUUCGUUACGAUCAAAGAAUUGAAGCUGAGAAUGCUAUAAGAGAGUUAAAUGGCACUAUACCGCCUGGAGGUACGGGUCCCAUUACAGUGAAAUGUGCAAACAAUCCCAGUAACCAAAACAAGGCCCUUGCACCGCUGGCUACGUACUUAGCACCACCCACCGUCCGUCGCUUCUUAGGGCCCGCCGGUAAGGCUCUGCUUGCCAUUAAUAAAGGACUUCAACGAUACUCGCCGCUUGCGGAUCCUCUCGUCCAAGGUAACGCAUUAGGCGGUUCAGGUUGGUGCAUUUUUGUUUACAAUAUCGGUGCCGAUACAGAAGAAAGUGUGCUAUGGCAGCUGUUUGGCCCCUUCGGAGCCGUUCAGAGUGUUAAAAUUAUAAGAGAUCCCACCACCAACAAGUGCAAAGGCUACGGUUUCGUUACUAUGACCAACUACGACGAGGCUGUAGUUGCCAUCCAGUCAUUGAAUGGCUAUUCCCUCAAUGGACAAGUGCUGCAAGUCAGCUUCAAAACAAACAAGAGUAAAUCCUAAACUCUUUAAAAUCUAGUCAAUAAAUUGUAGCUAAUGGAAAAUGUUGAUCAUUACUCUGUCAUGGUGUUAUCAUGGUGUCGUCCGUGUUAAUGAUGGUAUUGAUGGAGAGUGAUGAUGUAAAUCAUGACAUGACACCAAUUUUUAAACCAGUGUUCAUAAAGUACAAACCAUCUAUUUUCACAUAAGUAACAUCACAGUAUUUGUAAGUCUAUAUAUAACUCUCCCACUAUAUACAAUUUAUGUACUUAAAUGUAAAAGACGCCAGUUUGUGGCUAGCUGAAUCCAAAUCUCUGAGAGGUUUAUAAUUUGAACGAUAUUUCUGUUCCUACAACUGCCUCGUAACCUUUGAAAUGCUUAGUGGCAAUAGAAUGUAAAAUUUACUCUGAAAAUAUAAAAUAAAUUGAAAAAUGUUGCCAACUGAGACAUUUUAAGGUAGGCAGUGUAGUUAUUAAACUUAUUUAUGUCUACCGUAGACGGGACGGAGGGAAAAUAUUAUUUAAUUAUAAUUUUUUUGUCCUACAAAUAUUUCCAUGAUAGAUCAGUAAAACAGCAAAUUAUAUAUGUUAUUUCUACAAUACGUGUCUGUGCAAUAUGAAAGAAAAAAAAAUUUACUAUAAGUAAAAGAAAAUAUAUAAAAAGCAGUGCAAUUAUUUAUUAAUGAAAAUAGUAAUGCAGCAAUAAAUAAUGUAAUGUAUAUUGUACAUGUAGAUAUACAUUGAGUGUGUUUUAGUCUACCAAAGAUGUCGCAAUUGGGACUGAUUUGAUCACAGUGAUCAUGAAUACAAUAACAUAAUGACUUCUCCCGCAGAAGCUUUUAUAUUUUAUUAUAAAUGAUACAUUAAGGAAACUUAACGGAUAAUGUUGAAACGUUGACGACGAUGACUAUGUGGAGCUUGAUAAUGCACAAAAUCUUAUGUAGGGAUUUAUAAAAACAAAUCAUUUAUGUAGCCGUAUAAUAUAACUUUAAUUAAUAUAAUAUUUUUUUUACAUCACUCCUGUGGUAAUGACAAUUUGCUUUGACAUAAUAUCUGACAGUCCGUUGAUCCACAAGCUAAAUUAUGAAUUUAAUGACCAUGACUUAAAAUUUUAAUUGAUCAACAUUUUAAAAUGUAACAAUUUUUUUUUUGUAAUCUCUAAUGACGCAUUCUAUUUGCGGGCACAUUUAUAACUUUAUAUUAGGGGUCGUUUUAAUAUAAGGGUGUGGAGGAGAGCAUCUCAUUAUUUUUUGCUUUAAGCAUCCGGUAAUCUUUAAUGUACCUUUUAUAUUCAGACGGUGAUGGAAUCCGGUGUCCAUUCACAUCUGAACAUACUAGGAGACGGGCUUGUGUUGUGCAAAUCGAUCGAUAUGAAAAUUGCUAAUGUUUGCAAAAAUUUUGAAUAUUGAUUGUACUAUGAUAUUGUCUCUCUCAUUCAUUUAAUUGUAUAAUCUCUAUUUAUUAUCUAUAUUUAAGUAAUGUAUAAUUAAUAAUUUAUUAUAAUAUUAGUAAAUAGUAAUAUAUAAUAGAUUUUGAUUUGAUGUUGCAAUUAAUAUAUUGUAUUAGCGUAAGAACUAAAUUAAUUUGAUAUUCAUUAACAUGUAACUCGACACAGAAACUUCUCAAAUGAUUUACAUAUGGAUAUAAUUUAGUAGUUCUGGGAAUAGGUAAAUUAUUUCUAGGUAAAUAAUGUCAUAUCAUUGAUGAACAUGCAACGGAAGCCUUCCCCCGUUUGUGGGUAAUUGUUACUUGCAUUUUGUAUUGAGUUAAACAAUAGAGUUAUCCGUGAUCCGUUUUGAUCGGUGUUGAGAAGUCAUUUUUAAAUGUCUCUAUAAUAGUUACGUACGACUGUAAAUUGGUAGGCGCUGUGGUUGAUGCCCUCGUGGAUGAUACUGGUAAGAAUGUUUCAUUAUUAUAAUUAUUUAUUUAAAGUACUUAAACUUCAUUGUACUAGUCAGUUAUAAUUUGCGCAAGGUUAAAUCUUUAAGUACCUUUAGUAUUUGAAAUAUACUGUGUUCUGUAAUUUAAAUGUAGAUUAGGUAUUUGGUUUAAAUUAUGUUGGUGUGGUGUUUUUAAAUUUAAGUAUAUUAUUUGCACACGCUAAAAAUGAAACAGUAACAAAUUGUGUGUACUUACUAGUCACAUAUGAACCUCACAAUGUGUAAUAUUUUGGGCGGUAAAUGUUAUGUUGUAAUGUUUUAUUUAUUUUUUAAUUAUAAAUAUUUAAAGUAUAUAACUAUAGUAUAAUGUUAUAAAGAGGCUCUGCAAGCUUUCGCUGUAUGUCAGAUGCAUGAUUCAUAGUUCAAUAUGGAGUCAACAUUGAAGUAUUGUGCUCAAACGCGAAAUGUUUUAUCGCCCAAAAUAUAUUGGACUGUGUAUUUAAAUGAUAGAAUAGUUUGUGUUGUGUCGUCCUCUACAUGUGGAUUCUUACAAUUGUACAAAUGAAGUGUUACAAUGUUCACAGCCAUCCAUUACAGAGGAUUAUUCUUACAAUUGUACAAGUGAAGUGCUACAAUGUUCACAGUGACCCAUUACAGAGGUUGAUUCUUCCAAUAUUUUUCUUUAUGGACCUGUCCCAUAUAUUAUUUGUUUUAUAAUUUCCUACUAUUUAUUUUUAGUAUUAUAUCCGUUAUCGACUAACAUUCGAUUAUAAGCGUUUAUUUAUCCUAACAGUUUAUAUAUAUAUAUUUAUGUAUAUAUAUUAUUAUUUUUUGCGGGCAGGUUUGGGUACAGUUAAAAUAAGGUUUGGCCUAGCACGUAGAUAAUUGUAAGACAGAGUACAAAUUGCCGACAAGGUGUUUAAAUGUUUGGCUUACAUUAAUCUCGAAAUGUCAACGAAUGUAAUCUGAGUAGGGAAUAUUGAUAUAGACAUUAAAUAUCGACAUUAGCAAUAAUGUA
This is a messenger RNA of Danaus plexippus (monarch butterfly), 4266 nucleotides long. RefSeq names its product ELAV-like protein 1. NCBI's taxonomy places the organism in Eukaryota, Metazoa, Arthropoda, Insecta, Lepidoptera, Nymphalidae. Gene Ontology annotation, cellular component: ribonucleoprotein complex. The transcript is spliced from 2 exons. The record is from RefSeq and is a predicted model, not a curated record. Bases 311 to 1393 code for a protein of 360 amino acids. Gene Ontology annotation, molecular function: RNA binding.